AUGAAGGUGGCGUUACUCAUCCUGACUGCUCUCAGCGCCUACUCAACAACAAACUCUACAGGACUGCGGGGUGCCUCCAACUGUUUCGGGCUUCGCCUUCUGCCAGUCUUACCUCGACCAAAGGCGGCACCAAAUGUGUUUUAUUCUCCGUACAGUUUGUCCGCCGCCAUGGGAAUGAUCUACGCCGGAUCAAGAGGCAGGACGCAGGAAGAGCUGUACUCAGUCCUAGGCUACAAGUCGGCCCAUAUCGCGAAGGACAGAGUGCUCGAAGAGCAUGGAAUUUACGCCCAAAAUCUGUUCCCGCCAAAUCACACGAUGGUGAGCAAGAGAAACGCGGCUGUACUCAGCCAAAGCUUUGAAUUCCUUGGCGACUACGUGGAUGACCUGAGAAAUGCGUUCGACGCUCACAUUAUGAACGUUGACUUCCAUAAGGACGGAAGCAGUGUCGUCCGUGACAUUAACCGGUGGAUCUCUCGUGAAACUCGAGGUUACAUAAAACACUUGUUCAGAAGCCCUUUCCCGCGUAGUACCAAGCUGGUACUCUUGAACAUCAUCUACUUCAAGGGCAUUUGGAAGACUCGAUUUGACAAGUCGGAGACAACCAAGCUACCCUUCUUCAAUGAUGGCAAAACGAAGGUGCCUGUGGAUAUGAUGUGCGGUCGCAUGAAUGCCUCUCACGGAUAUUCCGACGAACUGUCCUCCGAAAUUCUGGAUCUGCCCUUCGAAGGCGGGGACUACAGUAUGACAAUUAUUCUUCCGUUACAUAGAAGGGGUGUCAAGAAUCUGAGGCACCUUUCGCCGCGUUCCCUCCGAGCUGCACUGCAUAGCUUAUCCACGAGGAUCGUUAAGGUGUACCUUCCGAGGUUCAACUUCACGACCAAGUACUUCCUGAGAGAGGAGUUCGCGAAACUGGGCUUGACGAGAGUCUUCGAUGCCCACAAAGCCGAUCUGUCGGGCAUGACGGGCCACGGAUGCGACCGCCUGCACGUGGACGAAGUGGUGCACAAGGCUGUCAUCCACGUGGACGAGAGCGGAGCCACGGCCGCCGCAGUCACCGGAACGACAGUGCAGAAGUCUCACUCGAUUCCCCACGUGUUCCGCGCUCGUCACCCGUUCCUGUUUCUCAUUCGAAAAAGUAACGACAACAGCAUCCUCUUUGUCGGAGAAGUCAACAGGUUGUGAUUCACCGCACG
Messenger RNA from Rhipicephalus sanguineus (brown dog tick), 1193 nucleotides. RefSeq names its product intracellular coagulation inhibitor 3. Gene Ontology annotation, molecular function: serine-type endopeptidase inhibitor activity. Bases 1 to 1182 code for a protein of 393 amino acids. The record is from RefSeq and is a predicted model, not a curated record. The transcript is spliced from 2 exons. Lineage: Eukaryota; Metazoa; Arthropoda; Arachnida; Ixodida; Ixodidae.